CAAAAAUCUGGUGAAUUACAGAUGAUCAACUUGAUUGAAAUUAUGAUAUUACGUUUAGGAAGCUUCCCACACUUAAAAGUAUCAAACGCUGCGCCAACAGAUGCGACCAUACUCGCAGAUAGAGAAAGAAUACAAGAGGCACAUUCUGCGAAAUUUUAUCAGAGGUCUUCACCAUUUUGGAAAGAGUAUUAUGUCGAAAAUGGAUAAGAUUAACACUUCUAGUUCUGAAAAUGUGCGUAACUCCAAAUCUCAUUUUUGCGACAACUUUGGAAUUCCUGGAGUGAUUGGUUGUAUCGACGGCACUCACGUUAAAUUUAUGAAGCCUUGCCAGAACGAACAUCUUUAUUUUAAUAGGAAAGGAUGCUUCAGCAUAAACGCGAUGAUCAUAUGCGAUUACAAAAUGGCAAUAAGAGCGGUUGAUGCCUGUCAUCCCGGGUCCUGUCACGAUUCCUUCGUUUUCAAUUUAAGUAGUGCAAAGCAGUUACUGUUAUCAAAGUAUGAAAGUGGAGAUCGGAAUUCUUGCUUACUUGGGGAUUCAGGAUAUGGUUUGGAUACUUUUUUAUUAGUUCCUUACAGAGAUCCAAGGGCUGGAACUCCACAGCAUAAAUUUAAUAUGCAACACUCUAAAGCCCGCAACAUCGUUGAAAGAGUCUUGCAGUGCUCAAAAGCCGUUUCAAAUGAUUGCAAACUGUUUUGCCAUAUGCGCCCCAGAAAGUUGUUAAAAUAAUUAAUAUUUGCAGUGCCUUGCAUAAUAUAUGUAUGUCGGUUUUAUAAUUUGAAUGGUUUUGCUGAUAACUUUUCUUAUGAAUUUCGCUGGUGAUAAUCAUCCCUAUUCUGCAUUUCGAUUACGUUCCC
Molecule: messenger RNA, 855 nt
Organism: Rhagoletis pomonella (apple maggot)
Lineage: Eukaryota; Metazoa; Arthropoda; Insecta; Diptera; Tephritidae
Product: putative nuclease HARBI1
Exons: 3
Coding region: 101-727 (208 amino acids)
Source: RefSeq, a predicted model, not a curated record